This is a messenger RNA of Paramuricea clavata, 2688 nucleotides long. The record is from the annotation of a GenBank genome assembly. Lineage: Eukaryota; Metazoa; Cnidaria; Anthozoa; Malacalcyonacea; Plexauridae.
AUGGCAACCCCUAAUCUUUCUUUGCCUAACUUUCCACCUUUUGACGUCCAUGUCGAUGGCAACGUUGGCCCACGAUGGAAGAAAUGGCUAACCAGGUUCGAACGACUUCUUAUAGCGACGAACAUCACAGAAGCAAAACAAAAACGCGCCCUUUUAUUACAUGCUGGCCCGGCCGUAGACGAAAUCUUCGAUACUUUAUCUGAUACUGGCGAAGACAAGACUAUAAAGAAGCAGUAGACGCUCUGAAUGCAUACUUUUUGCCUCAAGUUAACUCAACAUUCGAAGAGUACAAUUUUCGCCAAGCAAAACAACAACACGGAGAAAAUAUUGACGCAUAUAAUACCCGGCUGAGACAACUCGCCCAAACCUGCGAUUUUACCGACGUUGAUAAAGAAGUAAAAUCACAAAUAAUUAUUGGGUGUUUGUCACAACGUUUAAGACGACAAGCUUUGCGUGAUAAUCCAACUCUUAAAGAUCUACUAGCCGCGGGAAGAGCACAAGAGCGAAGCGAAGCACAAGCCGAAGCCGUAGAAAAAGGCGUGUCACCCGUAAAUUCCAUCAAACACGAGCAAAGCCAAAGAGACACGAGAAAAUAUCAACAAUCGAAGUCCAGAUACUUUGGGAACGCUGGAAAUCAACAAACACUCCCCAGAAAUCGACAAUUUCCCACCAGAAAUCGACAAAUACCCCCGGGAAAUCAACAAAUACCUACUCAACAAUGUCGCAAUUGUGGUGGAAUUUUUCCACAUAACGGUGACUGUCCUGCAAAAGGUAAAGAAUGUCGAGCAUGUGGGAAAAGCGGUCAUUUUGCCAAGGUUUGCAGAUCAAAACCCAAACGACGCGAAAUCCACCAAGUAUCGGAAACCCCAUCAGAGGAACCCCAAUAUCUAUUCACCUUGCAGAAUAACCAUCAGCACAAUACGUCACCACUCUGUGAAGUUUACAUAGCUAACGAAGCAGUCCAAACCAUCAUCGACUCGGGUGCCUCUGUCAAUGUUAUCGAUGAAUCCACUUACGAAAAGAUUCGAAAGCGCAGCAAAAACGCAGUGCUCACUACACCCCGAUCCAAGAUAUUCACAUAUGGCUCAAAUAUGGAACUGCCACUCCUGGGCAUGACUACACCACUAGUGUACACACUACACUGCAACCUUCUACGUUACCAAAGGACGAAAUGGAAACCUUUUGAGUUGCAACACUGCCCAAAGCUUAGGGAUCCUAAAAAUAACUGUGAACACUGCAUUGAACACCGCAUUAAAUACGCACCCUGAACAAAAUUAUCCAGACUUGUUCGAUGGCAUCGGCAAGAUCAAAGACAAGAAAGUCAAGCUGCAUAUCGAUCCUGAGAUCCAACCUAAGCAACAGUCCCAUCGCCGCAUUCCAUUUCAUAUUAGAAAAGAUGUUGAAAAAGAACUUCAACGCUUAGAAGAUCUCGAUGUUAUUGAAGGAGUCGAGGGGCCCACCCCCUGGGUCAGUCCCAUCGUCGUAGUUCCAAAGAAAACAGGAGAAAUUCGCCUCUGUGUUGACAUGCGAGAGGCAAACAAAGCUGUGAAAAGAGAAAAGCACCUUAUACCAACACUUGAUGAACUCAUCACUGAUCUAAAUGACGCAACUGUAUUCAGCACCCUAGACCUGACAUCCGGAUACCAUCAACUCGAGCUCGAACCCGAAAGCAGGCACAUUACAACAUUUUCCACCCAUGUCGGUCUUCGACGAUAUAAACGACUCAUGUUCGGAAUAAAUGCCGCAUCAGAAAUAUUCCAAAAUUCAAUUGCUGAGCUUUUAACUCACCUACCGGGAUGCAAGAACAUUUCCGAUGACAUCAUUGUUUACGGUCGUGACGUCAGAGAACACGAUGAAAACCUGAACCGCGUUUCAACCCGUCUGCGAGAACACAAUGCCCGCCUUAACCGAGACAAAUGUGCAUUCCGUAAGUCAGAAGUUAUCUUCUAUGGACACUCUUUCAGCGCCGAAGGAAUCAAAGCAGCCCCUCAGAAGAUCAAUGCCAUUAAGACCAUGCAACCUCCAGAAAAUCCAAGCGAAGUGAAGUCCCUCCUUGGUAUGGCACAGUAUGUUUCACGCUUCAUCCCGAAUUAUGCCACCAUUACUGCCCCUUUACGUGCCUUAACCCAUCAGAAUUCCGUGUGGAAAUGGGAGAUAGAAGAAGAAACCGCUUUUCGAAAGCUACAGAAUGAGCUAACUAGUGACCGAGUCAUGGCUUAUUUUGACCCAACGAAGUCCACCAAAGUACUCGUUGACGCAAGCCCGACGGGUCUAGGAGCUAUUCUAAUGCAAGAUGGUAAAGUCAUCAGCUACGGAAGCCGUGCGCUGACUGAUGUCGAAAGUCGCUACUCCCAAACAGAACGAGAGAUGCUUGCAGUCGUCUGGGCAACUGAGCAUUAUCAUCUCUAUCUAUACGGUGCGAAGUUCACACUAAUAACUGAUCAUAAACCUCUUCUCGGAAUAUUCAAGAGCCACAGGCCUACCUCUCCUAGAAUCGACCGGUGGAAGCUGAGAUUAAUGCCUUACCACCACGAGAUCAUAUACAGACCAGGAAAAGACGAUGCUAAUCCUGCCGACUUCAUAAGCCGUCAUCCAGAUAAAACCACUCCAUUCCCGGAUAAUAUCGCUGAAAACUAUGUCAACUAUCUUUGCAACAACGUAACUCCUAAAGCUAUGACGAUGUCAGAA